Messenger RNA from Polyodon spathula (Mississippi paddlefish), 1471 nucleotides. Its product is annotated as actin-binding Rho-activating protein-like. The record is from RefSeq and is a predicted model, not a curated record. Lineage: Eukaryota; Metazoa; Chordata; Actinopteri; Acipenseriformes; Polyodontidae. The transcript has a single exon. Bases 40 to 534 code for a protein of 164 amino acids. Gene Ontology annotation, biological process: positive regulation of Rho protein signal transduction. Gene Ontology annotation, molecular function: actin binding.
UGCCGUUGUUGCAUCACUGAGUGAACAUUGUUUAUUGUAAUGAAAUACACCAUCAAGAAUGAAAUGGAGAAGAAGGAGGCAAGUGACGAAGGAAACGUUACAAAGAUGGCUCAGUGCAACACUGUGGAAGGGUUAAAAGAAAGCUGGCAGAAAUGGGCUAACGAUCACUGUGAGUAUCAGAAACACAAUCCCUUCAGCAGCAAUAGGACAAUAACUGUGCAAUUCCAGAAAGGAGAGGAAGGCUACGGGACACCCAAAGAGGGGUCAAGAACACAGCAAAGGGGGCAGAGAGCGCACGCUCACAUUGAGAAGGAGGUGGACGAACUCUGUAUGAUCAUUAAAAGCAUUGGAGAAACAGGAGGGGAUGGGAAACCCAGGGUGGCAUUUGGGCCUUUGUUUGAGAGAUACGUGACCAUUUCUAAUAAACUUGUAGGGGUCCUGCUGACGGCCAGAAAGCAUGGGAGGAUUUCCUUUGAGGGGGAGAUGCUCUGGCAGAGAAGAGAUGAUGACGUGAUUAUUACAGUGCUGGAAUGAAAGAAUUCUUGAGCUGAAACCUUCAAUAGCAGUGUAGGUGGUAAUCAGAUUAAAGUCAUUUUAAUUAACUCUAAUUCAAACGGGCUGGACACAAAACAGAAACAACUACAAUAACACUGUCAAUAUGAUUUAAGGGAAGUGUGGGCAACCCUGUUCUUAGUUGUUUCACUGAAUCAAUUCAAUAUCCACCCAGGUCUGAAAGCUGUUCAUUAUUCCAUUCUACCUGCCUGGAGGACAAUAACCCUCCAGGACUGGAGUUGCCCCCCUCUGGUUUAGCAUCACUGUGGUCAGUCAGGGCAACAUUAGUCUGCAGUGUUUAUGUUCAGAGGGGUUUAGUGAUCAUUACUCUGUACAGUCAUCAUGGAACAUGUGCGGCUUGCCAACAGAGCUCUUUCAGCCCCCUGUCAGCUCUUUGGAGCAGCAAAGAUCCAAAGAUUGAGCCAAAAAAGAUUUUUCCAUGGGGCAAAAUAUUUUGCAAACUAGUUUUACUCCUUUUUAUCACUCACAGGUCCUAGCCAAUGAGAAUGUUUUGGGAAAAAACUAAAACAUUGAGUUAUUUUCUGGUUAUGCGUAUUUAAAAAGAUUUUAUAGAAAAUCAGUGGGGGAAAAAAUCAGAAGAAAACAUUGUCCUCAGCAAUGUUGCAGUAUUUUAUGUAACAUUUGUAGUUUGUAUUUUUACUCUGUAUUCAACAACUUGCCAUAGUUUUUUUUUUUUUUUUUUUUUUUUUACUAAUCAUUAGUUUGCAUUUAAAUGUAAUAUUAAAUUAUGUGCUACAGUGUUAUCCUCACCAUUAAAACAUAUGUGAAGCUAUUUGAUCUGACUGGAUUUUGUGUUUUUCUUCCAUUCAUACUUGUAAAAUGUUAUUCAGGGGGAAAUAAUGAUACAAUUUAAAUCAACAAAACAGACCCGAUCACAUGGAUUCUAACCUGCCUGCAC